Messenger RNA from Chelmon rostratus (copperband butterflyfish), 5878 nucleotides. It is a transcript of the gene ankle1, whose product is annotated as ankyrin repeat and LEM domain containing 1. Gene Ontology annotation, molecular function: protein binding; endonuclease activity. The record is from RefSeq and is a predicted model, not a curated record. The transcript has 9 exons. NCBI's taxonomy places the organism in Eukaryota, Metazoa, Chordata, Actinopteri, Chaetodontiformes, Chaetodontidae. The coding region runs from base 280 to 3789 and encodes 1169 amino acids.
UUCCUGGAAAAUAGAGACUUCGUUGAUAAACAACUGGCGUUUAGAGUUUGGAAACAGUACACCUUUUAUGGAUCAAAACUAAGGACAAUACUGUUGGCUAACUCUCCAUAAAAUGUAGUUUGCUAUGCAGCGGGCACUGCGUUGGUUUCUAGAGGUUCUCUGUCGCUAUUAGCUUAGCCAAGUUAGCUAACCUCGAUUAAAAGUUGUCCAAUGCUUGCUGCACGGUUUUCGGAUAUGGCCUGGUUCAGAAAAUGCUGAUAUGUCAUUUAUGAACGGAUAAUGCUGGUUAUGGAUCAAAAGACGACGAGGCUCGAAAGUCAACUGUGUAAAGCUGUGAACGAUGGAAACCCAAGAUCUGUGGAGCUGCUUCUUUCACAAGGUGCAUCCCCGAACCUGGUGGGUUGUAAAGGCGUGGCUGCAGUACACUUAGCUGUUGGCAAAGAGACCGAGAAGAAUACACGAUGCUUGAAAAUGUUGCUGCAACAUGGAGCAGACCCCAAUAUCAGGUCAUCAGAGGGCCUGACUCCUCUUCACAUUGCUGCGCUGUGGGGAUGUUAUCAAAAUCUGAAGCUGCUCUUGAUUAAUGGAGGGAACCCAAACAUUAAAGAUCAUGAAGGGAAUACACCAGGGCAGCUUGCAGAGCAACAGGAGAAUCGAAAAUGUGCCCAGCUCCUUCAGGAGUACCUGUGCAGCUCACUGGACACAGAGGAUGAUGACUUGGCUCAAUUUCAAUACUCUGUGUAUUCAGACCAAACAGACAUUUCCAGCUAUCCUGAAUCAGACUACAGCUUCAGUUCCCACUCUUCUAUGAUAAGUGACAUGGGUGAAGCCCCAUUGAGCAGCACAAGGCGCUCGUCAUUUUUCAACAUGUCCAACAUUAAUGGAAGGCCAAGCUGCAGAGGAGUAUCAUAUAACAGAUUUUCUGAUAUGGAUUCUAAGAAGCACCACUGGAGCAAUUCCUCCUCACACUGGGCAUCUGAAGGUCCCUCCAUACUAUCAAGCACUCGCAUGUCUGCAGUGGGACCUGCAGCAACAAUGCCGAUUCUAAAGGAGGAUGAUUUAUGUACAUAUGAUGGUGUGUUCACAACAAAUGCAAAUGGACAUGCUGCUACAACUGAUGGCAGAAUCUCCCCCUCCAGAAGAGAGACUCUCCUAUCAUCUCCCCCCAGGAGAGCGAGACGCAAGAGUGUGAGCUUCAGAGAAGUAGAUGAAUAUUUCCCUGUUUUUAGCCCUGAAUCUCCCAAAAAGCAGCCUGCUGGUGACGGCAGCGACUGCACCAGCAACUUACCUUUUGACCUAUCUGAGUACUCUGACUUCCUGGAUUCUGAACGCAUGGCGACUGUUUUCCACACACAGGGUAUUGAUGUCACAUCGCCGGAUCACGUUUAUGUUUUCUUGAGGGAGAGCAGUGAGAGCACAGAAGAGGACAUGGAGAAAACAGUCCUCAGUCACUGUGUUUUAGAAGAGAGUGAUGACGAUCAGGAGGCUGAACAUGUAAAAGAGGCUCAGGUGAAUGUACCUGAGCAGCCAGCCUGUUUCCGUGUUGGCAGCAGUAGCAGUGGGAGUGGUAGUGGUCAUUAUAGUAGCUGUGAGAGUGAUCAUUACACCAGCGCUCUGGAUGUUUCUCUUCACCCCACACAUCUUUUACUCCACGCGGUAGAGGAGGUUUCUACUGGGGCUGAAUCUAACAAAAAGAUUCAGAUUUCUACGGACUCUGAUUCUGAAUUGACAAGACAAGAUGAUAAUCUUGUAUCUUUUCAAACAGAACCGGAGCAGUUACCAGGUACGCUUGAUAAACUGGCCCAGUCUGAAAUAAAACACACAAACAUUGAUGAACUAGAGGCUUGUGGUGGUCCUGUUGUGGAAGGUGAAGGUGGCCGUGAUCAGCCAGCGGAUGAUGCAUCUGAAGCACUACAGGACAACUUCGACUUUCCAUUCACACCAAGUCCUUUUGUAACAGGCAGGACUCGCUCAAGGUUGAGUCGCUGCUCACUGAGAACAAGCAGAAACCCGGACAGCCUCCUGUACAUGUCUUCUCUGUUUGAAGAGUCCCUCCCCACACCGGUUCGAACACACCGCCAGACGCCCAAGUCUCAGAGCAGUAACGACUUUUACAAUUCACCUUUUUAUACACCAUCCUAUUUAGGAAGUACCACAGGAGGAGACUCCUUGCCUGCUGAAUGCCAGGACACGCAAUCCAGCACCCUCAGAGCUGGUUCAAGUGUUAGCAAUAGCCAAGCAGACACUCUCAUCCUCUCCAAGAGCGUGACUGACUCUGCUGAUUCACAGACUUUGUCUGACACAGUGAUACUGGAGCAAAACCAGGACUCUUCAGUGGCUUCUUAUGAAAGAAACCUUGCAGAGAUUAUUCUGGCCAUGCAAGGCCAUGACCUAGCUGAAGGCAGGGAGUUUUUGACCGAUGAUCUGACAAGUGCAGAUGAGGCAACAUCAAAGCGAAACGUAAAUGAAGCCCCAGAACAGGACAAAGCAGACAGCCUCACAAACAAAGAUGCCGGGAUCAUGGAGGACUGUAGCUCUCAGCCAGACUCUGUAUCUUCGUCAUCCAGCUACAGCUAUUUUUCCCCAAGGAGGUCCAGUAAGGACUCUGACCCUCCUGGCACUCCAGGCACUGGAUGUACCCCCAGGUACAGCAUGAGUCGGCUGUCGAGCUGCCACAGGCCACAACGCCUGGCCAACCUGUCUUACACACCUGGAGGGCGUCCAUUCAUUCAAGAUCUGCAGGAACCGGUGGAGUACCUCUACACUGAUAUGGAACAGGGCCACAAGCUGAUUGAGACCCAUGUCCCACCUAUGGCAAACACCUCACUCAGCUCCAGCAUGAGUAGUAGCAGCAGUGAGGAGACCAUCCUUUACGACUGGAGCUCCAUGCAGACUGACAUGAUGAAGAACAGAGGAAAGGAGAACCAGAAACCAGAGGAGGCGCAACAUAAGGAGGAACAUGAUGAGCACAGUUUGUUGCCGGAGACCCAAGGGAUGACUGACAAGGAGCUGAGAUUGAAGCUAGUAGCGCUGGGGGAGAGCCCAGGCCCUAUCAGCAGCCGCACCAGGCCCACCUACAUGCGAAGACUGCACCGCCUGUUGCAGGAGUCAAACUCCCAAACACAUCAGCGAAAGCAAUUAGACCAGCCACAAACAGAUUUAGGUUAUAGUCCAGAAUUGUGUCUGGCCCUGCGGACCUUCGAGCUGCCUGAUUGCCAGGCUGACGAGCAGGCUUUUAGCCAGCAGUUUGACCGACCGGAUGAAAACAGAAAGUGGAGGGAGGGCAUCAUCAAGUCCAGCUUCAACUACCUGCUGCUCGACCCAAGAGUGACGAAAAACCUCCCAUUCCGCAGUCACACCAUGACUCAGCAGGAGUGUUUCCAGACGUUUAUCCGCGCUAUAUUUUAUGUGGGCAAAGGAAAACGCUCUCGCCCGUACAGCCACCUGUAUGAGGCUUUAGAGUACUACAAAGGAGACAAGACCUCCAAGAAAUUGUGCCCCAAGGUGCAGCACAUCCUUCAUGUGUGGAACGCUGAGCAGGGCGUCAUCUCUCUGCAUUGCUUCCAGAAUGUCAUUCCAGUGGAGGCAUACACAAGAGAGGCCUGCAUGGUGGAGGCCAUCGGUUUGAAAAUGCUCACCAAUCAGAAGCGAGGGGAUUUUUAUGGCAUGGUGUCCAACUGGCAGGUAAAGAAGAAACGGGAGCUAGGCGUCCACCUGCUCUACCGGGCCAUGCACAUCUUCCUGGCCGAGGGUGAGAGACAGCUCAGACCAGCAGACAUCAGACAGUAGUGUGCCACAACAUAUUAUUCAAGAUAAUAUCUGCAUCAUUUGCAAUAUUCUAUAUAUUUUUUAAAAUCCUGUUGUGAUAAUGCCAGUAUAACCACUUGAUGACGUAAUGACAUCAUACUACAACAACGCACAACAACAAGCUUGGCUGAAAGCCAAAGUAAAAUUGCUGCUGGCUCCACGGCAUCAGAGCUGUUUCAACAAAGGGGGCCGACUACAGAGGUGUGGGAGCGGUUUGAUUACAAAAGAAGACAACAAAAAGGGGCAAUAUGACAAACUUAUUUCACCACCUCAAGCAGAAGCUCCUGGUUGAGUACAAGGAGAGCUCAGCAGCUACUGUGAGUUCUAAACCAAGCUGACAAACUACACUGGCUCAGCGUAGCAGCGCAGAAUCUUUUCAAAGUUGUCCUCUGUAUUUUGUUAUAUUAUCAGGAAUGUCAUUAUCGCAGAAGUCCCCUAAAAUAUCAUGAUAUUAUCUUGGGGCCAUAUCGCCCAACCCUAGCAGUGACCCCCCACUGGAAGGUAUGAACAGCAACAAAACACUCACACACAGAUGGGAAAAAGCCACUAGUUUGCUUACAAAGCAUACUUUCUUUAAACAAUGUUGCACUUAAAAGUUGGGGUUUGCAACAUUAAGAUCCACUGAGCUGUUUAAUUGUCUUUCUGCUAUGAAUGAACUCUCCGUCCCUCAGCAAUAUACAGUGUGUCAAACAUAUGACAUCCUCUGCUGAUUUUUACAUCUUUGCACUUAAGAUUAUCUUAACUGUCUACUUAAAGAUUCCAUUUUUGGAACUGUGUUAAUAUUGAAACUGUCUGUUUUUUUGUUUUGAUUAAUUUCUUUUUUGGUUAUAUGACUUGUUGUUAAAAAAAUGCAUUGCAGGCAACCAAUGAUAUGAUAGUGUCCAAUAGUAAUAUGUGUUUGUAUGUGUAUCAGUAUAAUGAGAUGUGUGCUUAAGUGUGUCUGUAGUGCAAUGUCAAGAUCAAUGGACUGUUCACAUAAUUGGUUUACACUUGUAUUUGGUGUCAUAAUUACAGAAUUUAGUUUGCUAGUAAAAUCAGUGAGGCUUUAUUAAGAUCUUUAUCAGUCAAGGAAAUCUCAAAUUGAAGACACUUUUUUCUUGAAAAGUUGUCCAUCAGUCUUAUCUCAUGGUCCACGUGUUGACGUCCAGGGCACUGAGCUUCAGAACCAUUCAUUAUCUCCUCAGGGUAAUAUACUUGAUCAGUUAUCUGGAAGCUGCACAUAUUGUUUAUUUCACGCAAAAGGCAUUAAUAAUAAUAACAAUUUGAAACAUUGUUUUGUAUUUCAGAGAUAUAUUUUUUUACAUCCCAAUCCCCAGGUUGAAAAAAAAAAAAAUCAAAGCAUGAGAUCAUCAUAAUUAUUUCAUUAAUUUUUUGAGAAGAAUCACAGACAAUUAACUGUAAAACCACGAAUAGCAUGGUUAGGUGUACAGACACAUUUUGGUUUUCAUAGCUGAAUAAAUAAAGCUCCUUCAUCAUGUUGGAUAUGUUUUUUUGAUCAAUUGUCAAAUUGUAUGUCAGUCAUGUGUAAUGAUACAUGAAGUGAAGUGCACUCAUUCAGCUCUACUGUCACUGCUAUCUUUUCUAUCCUCUUUAGUUUGCAUUAAUGUAAAUGUUGUGAAAAUACAUGUGAGAAACCUGAGCUGGAUGACUGGUUCCUGUCAUAUCCUGUUCUCUGGUGUCCCUCUAGUGGACAAAGGUAGUCAUUAAUUUUGUUCCUCAGUUGUGAGUUAUUGUCCUCAUGCAGUAAUCGGUCCUCAUCCACCGUGAGUCAUCAGAGUUUAGUAUCAAUAUUGUAAACAGUUAUUUUGUAGAGAGCUGUUUUUAGGCCUCAUAACCCUAUUUUAAGUUUAUUUUUAAUAUUUAAAUCUGCAAAUCACUCAGAGACAAUGUCUAUAAUUGUGUAAAAGUUUGGCUUUAGUGCGCCAUAAAGCCUUUUGCUUUGCAAGAAUUAAGAUUCUUUUUUCUCGUUAACAUGAGGGCGUCUAAUUUGGUAACAAUGGUUUUCAAUUGCUGUUAUCAUGACUCACUUUCAUAGAUCUGCAGCCUCCUGCUAGUGGUUAGCCAAUGUUUU